This is a messenger RNA of Eruca vesicaria subsp. sativa (arugula), 802 nucleotides long. The record is from the annotation of a GenBank genome assembly. NCBI's taxonomy places the organism in Eukaryota, Viridiplantae, Streptophyta, Magnoliopsida, Brassicales, Brassicaceae.
AUGGGAAGGGGUAGGGUUCAGCUGAAGAGGAUAGAGAACAAGAUCAAUAGGCAAGUUACUUUCUCAAAGAGAAGGUCUGGUUUGCUCAAAAAAGCUCAUGAGAUCUCUGUUCUCUGCGAUGCUGAGGUUGCUCUUGUCGUCUUCUCUUCCAAAGGCAAACUCUUCGAAUAUUCCACCGACUCUUGCAUGGAAAGGAUACUUGAACGGUAUGAUCGCUAUUUGUAUUCAGACAAACAACUUGUCGGCCGAGACAUUUCACAGAGUGAAAAUUGGGUUCUUGAACAUGCUAAGCUCAAGGCAAGAGUUGAGGUACUUGAGAAAAACAAAAGGAACUUUAUGGGGGAAGAUCUUGAAUCGUUGAGCUUAAAAGAGCUUCAAAGCUUGGAGCAUCAGCUCCACGCUGCUAUCAAGACCAUUAGGUCAAGAAAGAACCAAGCUAUGUUUGAAUCCAUAUCAGCUCUCCAGAAGAAGGAUAAGGCCUUGCAGGAUCACAAUAAUAUGCUUCUCAAAAAGAUUAAGGAGAGGGAGAAGAAAACGAGUCAGCAGGAAGGACAAUUAGUCCAAUGCUCUAACACUUCUUCGGUUCUUCAACCCCAAUACUGCUUAACCUCAUCCAGAGAUGUCUUUGUGGGGAGAGUUGGAGGAGAGGACGGAGGUGCAUCGUCGUUGACGGAACCAAACUCUCUUCUUCCAGCUUGGAUGUUACGUGGGACGACGAAUGAGUAGAAUUAUCGAUAUAUUUAUACAUAUGAUAAGAUAAGUAAUGGUUAAUGUUCUCAUAAUAUAUUACAACGUUUUGGUG